Messenger RNA from Daphnia pulicaria, 1300 nucleotides. RefSeq lists its product as uncharacterized. The record is from RefSeq and is a predicted model, not a curated record. The coding region runs from base 47 to 1300 and encodes 417 amino acids. Lineage: Eukaryota; Metazoa; Arthropoda; Branchiopoda; Diplostraca; Daphniidae. The transcript has 8 exons.
CAUUACACGUAUAACUCUCGGGGCAGUCUACCAAGAAGAAAUCACAAUGGCGAAUUUUGACGGUACCAGCUCGUCUCCUCUUCUGAAAUUGGCAAAGCAACCAGGUAGUCGUUACAAUGGAGGCCCAUUUCGAGGGACGUAUCCCACGAUUGGCCUUCCUCCAGGAUCGUCAAGUCAAGAGCUGCUUUUUCACGUGGUCUCCAGUGAUCAAACCGGGCCUGAUGGGAAGUCGUUUGAACUUGUAUCCUUGGUGCCAAAAGAUUGGGUAGAUGUAGAUUUCAAAUAUUUUCUUCAUCCCCAUCCUGACUUUAAUGUCAACGGACUCUACACUUGGGAAUGGCUUUUGAUUAAUUUCAAAAAGCGCAGGUACCCUGAGCUGACUUUUGUAGAAUACGACAUAAUGGAUCUUACCACUGAAUGCCCUGUUCCUUAUGAAGAAGCUGAGAAUGAAAUUAGUAAAGUUUUAAACACCUUGCAAGAAACUCAGCUAGGAAGCAACGAGAGCCUCGAAUCCUGGGAACGACCUCCGAAAGAGCUCUCUUUUUGCUCUAAUUAUGAUACAAGUUCGCACGCCCUUAUGCAGCUAGCGAAAAGAAUGGAUAACUCCAAAAACUUGUCUAGAAGCUUUUCUGCAAGUACUCCUAAUAAUAGACCUGGUUCUGGUAGCAAGCCUUUUCCUACUACUUGUGGAAAUAUUGCGAAAAAGCCUCGAACAAUUGUCAGUAAGAAAGGAGCAGCAUCAAAGGGAACGGACGAUGAGCGAAAUUCUACUCAUAGUAGAAAUCAAUCCGUGAUUUCUCUUGACAGUGAACCGAACGCAAGUUCUAAUCGUAAAAAUUCCGAAACGAGAUUUACGGGAGUAACGGCUUUAGAAAAACGAAAUAGUGUUUCCAAUGGUGAGACCGGAAUUGCAGUUCAGAACAAUAUUCCAACAAACACUUCUGAUGAUGCAGCUUGGAAAGCCCAAGUGUUGCAGGGCAUAAAUGCCACUAAUUCAUUACUGAAGCAUUUGAUUCCGUCAAAAAAAUUUAUAGAAACAUGUCUCGAUAAAAACAUGGAUCACUUUCGGAAAACGGUAGACCGAAACUUAAGUCUUCCUUUGAACCGGUUAGAAGACGUCAUGAUACUCAACACUGCUCUAAUUGAUUUGGAUCUAUCCGUUAGUCUGUGCGCGGUCCAAAUUACGGAUCUCGGUCACAUUUCGUACUGUUCAACUUUAGCUAAAAGAAUAAUGGAAUGCUUGAUCACAAGCGCAUUGGAGAACAUAAUAUUAUUUCUUUCAAUACCAAUAGUGAAUUGA